GAUGAAAACGGAGCGUUUCGAAAACGCAUUAGUGUGGGCAGGGUCUUAAUUAACAAACUUUGAAACUUAAGUGUUGACAUUCGAAAAGGAACAAAUCGAAAUAAUAGUCUUUAUCCAGUUACGAUUUAAACGUCACAAAAUAUGCGUGACAACAUAACGAAAUUAAGGGUAGAUGACAAGGGAAUGGAAAUCGUCCAUAUGUGGACAUUUUCGUUUCUGUAAACAUCCAUACGAAUCCCACUGUGAUUAAAAUUGAUGUUUGUUUCUUGAUGUAAUCAAAUAAACUUCCCCUUCAAUAGGGAAGCCGCAAAGUUUUCAACGUAGCAAGCGUCUUUUUACACUUAGCUACAGCCCAUCCGUUUUUACUUUACUGCUUUCUUCGAGUGUUCAAAUUCAAAGACACUUUCUUCAUUUCGACACGUUUGAAUAAUCUUGGUUUUCUUUGUCGGCAGAAACUGCACGAUAGGCCUUGAUGAAUUAUAAAAUGAUCGAAACGAUUAUUUCUUCCAGCGAAUUUCGUGACAUUUUAUGCAACAUCUGUCAAAGAGAAAGGCCGUUGAGUGAUAUUGCACACGACACUGACUGGCGUUCUAUUCAUGCGUUAUAUUGUUGUAUUUUGCUCGCCAGAGAGGUAAGUUCCGGUCCGACGACCAUUACGUGCAUCAUAUUACAUACAGCACAAGAGCGGUUUCGUCGGUAUUUAGAUGAUACAAACUGCGAACGAGGGAGGAGUAUUCUUUCAAUGAAAGCACCAGCCGUUUUACAUGUAUUUGUUUACGUCGGAUUAAUAAUAUAAAGAGUACAUAGCGAAGAGAAGGGCAUCUGGAUUAUCAUUGUAUUAUCGUUUUAAAAAUGCCGAGAGCUUGGUUGCAUGGACCAAGUCAUUCCAGUGGCAAAAUGCCGACAGAAAUGACGAUAAUGCGUAGUAAAAACCCAGCUAAUGAACACGAGAAGUUCGAGGGAGUCGAUACUUGUCACGUUGCUUCACACAGAAAGCGACGACUCGUGUCACAAAAUGGCCGAAUUAAGGUUACAAAUACAAAUAUUCCGGGAAAGCGAGAGAGAUUUUACGGCGAUUUAUUCACUACAGUUUUGGACAUGUCUACUCGAUACAUCUUGCUAAUCUACUCGGUCGUGUACCUGGCCAGUUGGUCUGGCUUUGGUACUCUUUGGUGUCUGAUCGACUAUAGUAGACAAGUACGUGGUGACGGCCAAUUUUACUGUAUUGAGAAAGUCCAAGACUGGACAAGCGCUUUCCUAUUUUCUAUUGAAACGCAAACUACAAUCGGUUAUGGUGGUCGACAGGUAACGCCCAAUUGUCCAGAAGGAGUUAUCCUUUUACUUAUUCAAACUUUAGUCGGAUCGUUUAUUAAUGCGACGUUGCUAGGGAUAAUAUUUGCGAAAGUCUCGAGGCCCAAGAAACGAUCUCGGACCGUUCUAUUCUCGGAGAAGGCCGUCAUCGGAAAACGGGAUGAUCGUCUUUGCUUGAUGUUUCGCGUCGGCGAUCUACGACAGUCGCAACUCGUGGAAUGUCAUUUGCAAGUGGAAAUGUACUACACACGACAAACGAACGAAGGAGAGCUACCUUACUUUCACGAGAAGUUGAAAAUCGGUAAUGGCAUUUCUGCCUCGGAGAACGUAUACUACUCCUUUUUGCUCAUACCAAGCACUAUUGCGCAUGUCAUUGACCGUGGAAGUCCAUUAUAUAGAAUGAGCAGUCUGGACAUGUUAAGAGCAAAUGUUGAGCUUGUUGUGUUCCUCGAAGGAGUCAUAGAAUCUACUGGCCUCACCAUGCAGGCUCGCAUGUCAUAUACCGCUCACGAGAUCGUAUGGGGCUAUAACUUCUUCCCGAUGCCCUGUCAUGAUGAUUUGCGUCUUAAAGGUCAACUCGUUGUGGAUUAUACGCGAUUCAAUAAACUUGUACCCAUAAAGAACAUGCCUUUGUGUUGUGCUAGCGAAUACGAACAAAUGAUACGACGACGCAGUGGCCCUGGUGGUGCAUCGGAGGAUGAUUACGACCAUCACAAUGAUAUUGAGGCUCAAAGGGGGCUUAAAAACAUACAACAGAGCGAUGAUAUGACGUCGAACUAUAGAUGUGAGGUCAUUCUUAAUGGUCUCGUGACCACAACAUUACCGGUCGGCAAUGGGGUUUGUGAGGACGAAAUAUCCGAGCAUACUGUAUAACGAGCACUGGUAACGAGUGACAAGGAAGGCCAGUGAACUGUUAUAUUGACUGGAACGCUAACGCCGAUGCUUGUUCUAUACGCCAUUUUAAACCCAGUUCUGAAAAUCUUGUGUGGUGAAACUUUUUAUGGCAAUUUUCGCUACUGUAUUUGUGUGGUUCGUUUUUGAAUUUCCAAAAUAGUAUCAUAAAACUUCUAAAAAAACUCAGAAAAAUGGGCUUCGUUUUUGGCUUCAAAGAUAGCGGCGUUGUUAGCGUUCCAGUUGAUGUACACAGUUCACUGCUUAAGAGUGAGGACCUCAGCUAAUUGACGACGGGAAACAAAAAGAAAAAUUUGUAUAAGAGAUCUAAAAUUAUUUUCAUUCGUUAUUUUUGAUAACUGCCUUGUAAAUGUAUUUAAUAUACUUAUGUUGUAAAUUAUAUCAUUGUUAGCACACACAGACUUCUCUCGCAUGGCGCUUUUUUUAACUUGUUCUACAAGGCUAUUAGCAGAGAUGGUAGAUAAGAACAAUAUCAAUCGUGGACUCUUAAUGUUCUUAUGUCAUACAUACUCACAAGCAGCUGCUGCGCUAAUUUCAUGUGGCAAUAACUAUAAAUGUAGAAAUUUUUGAAAUUUUAUAUUCUACGUAUGCAUAUUGAAGCUAUUUCUAAGAAACGAUUUUCAUCCGUAAUCAUAUUUAUAUAAAUGGUGGUCAUUUACUUUUGACUUUUGUACAAUUGAA
Messenger RNA from Xenia sp. Carnegie-2017, 2904 nucleotides. Its product is annotated as ATP-sensitive inward rectifier potassium channel 11-like. The transcript has 2 exons. The record is from RefSeq and is a predicted model, not a curated record. NCBI's taxonomy places the organism in Eukaryota, Metazoa, Cnidaria, Anthozoa, Malacalcyonacea, Xeniidae. Gene Ontology annotation, molecular function: inward rectifier potassium channel activity. Gene Ontology annotation, cellular component: plasma membrane. Gene Ontology annotation, biological process: regulation of monoatomic ion transmembrane transport; potassium ion import across plasma membrane. Bases 853 to 2184 code for a protein of 443 amino acids.